This is a messenger RNA of Archocentrus centrarchus (flier cichlid), 1323 nucleotides long. It is a transcript of the gene ankrd29, whose product is annotated as ankyrin repeat domain 29. Bases 177 to 1073 code for a protein of 298 amino acids. Lineage: Eukaryota; Metazoa; Chordata; Actinopteri; Cichliformes; Cichlidae. The record is from RefSeq and is a predicted model, not a curated record. Gene Ontology annotation, molecular function: protein binding. The transcript is spliced from 10 exons.
AGGAGUCACUGCAGCGGAUGAGCUCAGCUGACUUAGUGCCUCCCCGUUAUUAUGUCCGCGAUCGGGCGCCGCCAACACCCAAACACAGUGCGGCAAAACAGGCGAGUGGCGCUCAGCCUCUCGUCUAAUGAAUGAGCGCGCAGGAAGAACUAUGAGUCACGAAUGAGGUCUGCAGGAUGUCUUUCAAGAAAGAAACACCCUUGGCUAAUGCUGUGUUUUGGGCAGCGAGGAAGGGGAACUUGGCUCUGCUUCAGUUGCUGCUCAACAGCGGGCGGGUGGACGCGGACUGCAGAGACAGUUAUGGAACAACAGCGCUGAUGGUGGCAUCAUACAGCGGCCAUUAUGAGUGUGUUAAGGAGCUUAUCAUGCAAGGAGCCGAUAUCAACUACCAAAGAGAGACAGGUUCUACCGCUCUGUUCUUCGCCUCCCAGCAGGGACACCAUGACGUUGUAAAGCUCCUCUUUGAAUUCGGUGCCUCCACUGAAUUCCAGACAAAGGAUGGCGGCACAGCUCUCACUGUUGCCUCUCAGUAUGGUCACUCCAAAGUGGUGGACAUCCUAUUGAAAAAUGGAGCCAAUGUUCAUGACCAGCUGAUCGAUGGUGCCACCCCUCUUUUCCUUGCUGCCCAAGAGGGUCAUGUGACUGUGAUUCGUCAGCUGCUGUCAUCUGGUGCCAAGGUCAACCAAACAAGAGAGGAUGGCACUGCCCCCCUGUGGAUGGCAGCCCAGAUGGGUCACGGUGAGGUGGUGAAGGUGCUUCUCUUACGCGGUGCUGAUCGGGAUGCUGACAGACAAGAUGGAUCAACAGCGCUGUUCAAAGCAGCUUUGAAAGGACACAGUGGCGUCAUCGAGGAACUCCUCAAGUUUUCUCCGUCACUUGGUCUUCUGAAGAAUGGCUCUACUGCCCUUCAUGCUGCUGUUUUGAGUGGAAAUCUUCAGUCUGUUCUGUUGCUACUUGGAGCCAAUGCUGACCCAACACUACCCAAUAAGAAUAAUGAACUCCCUGCAGAUCUGACAAAGAACGACUGUAUCCUAAAAGUUUUACGUCCAAAAAUCCUAAAUGGACACAGCUGAUGACAGCACAGACUCCUGCCUUCAUGCCUGCCUGUGUAAGGAGGGGAACAGAAAACAACAAGUGUCAAAUCCACUCAAUUACAACAUGUACUGUACACAGUGCUUGCUUUUGACUGAAAUUAAGCUGUUGUACGUUGAAGAAACUGGGACAAAGUAUAGAGCAACACAAAAAAAGCAUUUGUCUUCCAUGUGCAUCAUCUCCUAUUGUUCUAUGCAUUUAUUGUGUUGUCAAAUUUCUAUAUAUUUUGCA